Orbilia oligospora ATCC 24927 is the source of this 1740-nucleotide messenger RNA. RefSeq lists its product as uncharacterized. Bases 1 to 1740 code for a protein of 579 amino acids. The transcript is spliced from 8 exons. Lineage: Eukaryota; Fungi; Ascomycota; Orbiliomycetes; Orbiliales; Orbiliaceae. The record is from RefSeq and is a predicted model, not a curated record. Gene Ontology annotation, molecular function: Hsp90 protein binding.
AUGGCUGACGCUUUGAAAGCCCAAGGCAAUGCCGCCUUCUCAGCUAAGGACUUCCCAAAGGCUAUUGAUCUAUUCUCACAAGCCAUCGAAAUCGAUCCUACAAACCACGUCCUCUUCUCCAACCGAUCCGGUUCUCAUGCUUCAUUGAAGAACUUCGAUGAAGCACUCAAGGAUGCUACAAAGUGUACCGAAAUCAAACCAGAUUGGAGCAAAGGCUGGUCGAGAAAAGGUGCUGCCCUCCACGGCACCGGUGACUUAAUCGGAGCCAUCGAUGCCUACGAAGAAGCCCUAAAACUCGAUGCCAACAAUGCCACCGCCAAGCAAGGUCUAAGCUCCGUCCACGAAGCCAUCCGUCGAGAACAAGAACGUGAUGGUGUCCGUGGUCCACCCGGUGGCGGUCCAGGUGGAAUGGGAUUGGAUUCACUCUUCAGCGAUCCAAUGCUCAUUCCAAAGCUUGCUGCAAACCCAAAGACCAGAGAUCUCGUUCAGGAUCCCGAGGUUCUCGCUAAGUUGCAGAGGUUGAAGCAGAAUCCUGCUGAUUUCCAAAGCGUCCUCGGCGACCCCCAAAUGAUGACAAUCCUCGCUGCAAUCCUCGGAAUCUCCGACCAAAGACCCGGUGCCGCCGAAGAAGACACCCCAAUGUACGACGCUGCCCCACCACCACCCCGCUCCAAAACCCCACCACCGCCACCGCAGCCACAAAAGGAACCAACUCCAGAACCCGAAGACCCCGAAGAAGUCGCCAAACGCGAAGCCAAAGAAGCAGCAGACAAAGAAAAGGCACUCGGAAACGAUGCAUACAAGAAGCGAAACUUCUCUGUUGCCAUCGAACACUACAACAAAGCCUGGGAGCUUCAUAAGGAUAUCACUUACCUCAACAACUUGGCUGCUGCUAAGUUCGAAGCAGGAGAUUAUGAAGGUUGUAUCGCCGAUUGUGAAAAGGCUAUCACCGAAGGCCGAGAGGUAUUUGCCGACUUUAAGUUGAUCGCAAAAGCCUACGGCCGUAUCGGUACCGCCUACCACAAACUCAACGACCUUUCCAAAGCCAUCGAAUACUACCAACGUUCCCUAACCGAACAUCGCACACCAGACAUCCUGGCCAAACUCCGUACCGUCGAAAAGCUCAAGGUCCAAUCCGAAAAGGAAGCCUACGUCUCCCCCGAAAAGGCCGAAGAAGCUCGUCUCGAAGGUAACGAAAAAUUCAAAAACGCAGAUUGGCCCGGUGCCGUAGAAGCCUACACGGAAAUGAUCAAGCGUUCCCCGAACGAUGCUAGGGGUUAUACCAACCGUGCUGCUGCUUUACAAAAGCUCAUGAGCUUUCCUAGUUCGAUUGAUGAUUGUAGGAAGGCUAUUGAAUUGGACCCUGGCUUUAUGAGGGCUCAUAUUAGACUCGCUCAGGGUUACUUUGGUUUGAAGGAGUAUAAUAAGGUUCUCGAUGCUUUGGCUGCUGCUACAGAGGCCGAUAGGGAGUUGAAGCAUACAAGGGAGAUUGAAGAGUUGAGCCAGAAGACUAUGGGAAUCAUGUAUACUGCUCAUGAGAAUGAGACGGAAGAGCAGGCUAGGGAGAGAAUCCAGAGGGAUCCAGAGAUCGUCUCCAUCAUCUCCGACCCAAUCAUGCAAACAAUCUUGAACCAGGCAAAGAAUGACCCAAUGGCCUUGCAAGAACAUAUGAGAAACCCAACAGUCAGAACAAAAAUCCAGAAGUUGAUCGCUGCUGGUGUCAUCAGGCUUGGUAGGUAA